This is a messenger RNA of Cricetulus griseus (Chinese hamster), 3924 nucleotides long. NCBI's taxonomy places the organism in Eukaryota, Metazoa, Chordata, Mammalia, Rodentia, Cricetidae. The record is from RefSeq and is a predicted model, not a curated record.
AUGGCUACUGACAACAGCAAGGUGGCCGAUGGGCAGAUCUCUACUGAGGUCAGCGAGGCCCCGGUAGCCAGCGACAAGCCCAAAACGUUGGUGGUCAAGGUGCAGAAGAAGGCCGGGGACCUCCCUGACAGGGACACAUGGAAGGGCCGCUUCGACUUCCUCAUGUCCUGUGUGGGCUAUGCCAUCGGCCUGGGCAAUGUGUGGAGGUUCCCUUACCUCUGCGGGAAAAAUGGUGGUGGGGCCUUCCUGAUCCCAUAUUUCCUGACGCUCAUCUUUGCGGGUGUUCCUCUCUUCCUUCUGGAGUGCUCUCUAGGCCAGUACACCUCCAUUGGAGGCCUGGGCGUGUGGAAGCUGGCUCCUAUGUUCAAGGGUGUGGGCCUCGCUGCGGCUGUGCUAUCCUUCUGGCUGAACAUCUAUUACAUUGUCAUCAUCUCCUGGGCCAUCUAUUACCUGUACAACUCCUUCACCACGACCCUGCCAUGGAAACAGUGUGACAACCCCUGGAACACUGACCGCUGCUUCUCCAACUAUAGCCUAGUCAAUACCACCAACAUGACCAGCGCUGUGGUGGAGUUCUGGGAGCGCAACAUGCACCAGAUGACGGAUGGGCUGGACAAGCCAGGACAGAUCCGCUGGCCACUAGCCAUCACACUGGCCAUUGCCUGGGUGCUUGUGUAUUUCUGCAUCUGGAAAGGAGUUGGUUGGACUGGAAAGGUGGUCUACUUCUCUGCCACGUAUCCCUACAUCAUGCUCAUCAUCCUGUUCUUCCGUGGAGUGACGCUGCCUGGGGCCAGGGAGGGGAUCCUCUUCUACAUCACGCCCAAUUUCCGCAAGCUGUCAGAUUCUGAGGUGUGGCUCGAUGCAGCUACCCAGAUCUUCUUUUCCUACGGGCUGGGCCUGGGGUCCCUGAUCGCUCUCGGAAGCUACAACUCUUUCCACAACAAUGUGUACAGGGACUCCAUCAUCGUCUGCUGCAUCAACUCCUGCACCAGCAUGUUCGCUGGCUUUGUCAUCUUCUCCAUCGUGGGCUUCAUGGCUCACGUCACCAAGAGAUCCAUCGCUGAUGUGGCAGCCUCAGGCCCUGGAUUGGCAUUUUUGGCAUACCCUGAGGCUGUGACACAGCUGCCCAUCUCUCCCCUCUGGGCUAUCCUCUUUUUCUCCAUGCUGCUGAUGCUGGGCAUUGACAGCCAGUUCUGUACCGUGGAGGGCUUCAUCACUGCCCUGGUGGAUGAGUACCCCAGGCUCCUCCGCAAUCGCCGAGAACUCUUCAUUGCUGCUGUGUGCAUCGUGUCCUACCUGAUUGGCCUCUCUAACAUCACCCAGGGCGGCAUUUAUGUCUUCAAACUUUUUGAUUAUUACUCUGCCAGUGGCAUGAGCCUGCUGUUCUUGGUUUUCUUUGAGUGUGUCUCCAUUUCCUGGUUUUAUGGUGUCAACCGGUUCUAUGACAACAUCCAGGAGAUGGUUGGCUCCAGACCCUGCAUCUGGUGGAAGCUGUGCUGGUCCUUUUUCACACCCAUCAUUGUGGCGGGUGUGUUUCUCUUCAGCGCUGUGCAAAUGACGCCCCUUACCAUGGGAAGCUAUGUUUUUCCCAAGUGGGGCCAGGGCGUGGGCUGGCUCAUGGCCCUGUCCUCCAUGGUGCUCAUCCCCGGGUACAUGGCUUACAUGUUCCUUACCCUAAAGGGCUCUCUGAAGCAGCGCCUCCAGGUCAUGAUUCAGCCCAGCGAAGAUAUCGUGCGCCCUGAGAAUGGUCCUGAGCAGCCGCAGGCUGGCAGCUCAGCCAGCAAGGAGGCCUACAUCUAGGGGUGCAGCCCCCUCAUCACCCCAACACUGGCACCCUGGCCAGGCUGUACCCACACCCCUUGAAGACUGAAGAUGCUCUUUGUCUCCACCUACCUCAAGGGGCGGGUCCAGACACCAUCACCAUGCAGAGAGGGGAGGUGGGGGACAGUCUGCCCCUGGGUGGACCCUACAUGGGCAGCCACCCCUGGGGGCUUUCACAGAGGCCUGGUGACUUUUCCUUCAGGCCCCACAGCAGAAGCAGGUGGCUGGCCUUUGUAACUGCCACUGUAGCUCAUUUUUAUGCUGCCAGAGAGGGUGACAGCUGAGGCCACACACUCCUGGCUUUUAAUCAUAUUCAGACUGUUGUCCUGUGCCCCAACCGUAGACUGUUAUCCAGACUUUCCUAUCCAUUUGGCUCUUAACUGGUCAUGGACCAGGGCUACAGCCUUUUGUUCGUAGCCCCUGGGAGCCAGUCUCUUUCCUUCCCAAUCUCUCCUUCCCGAGGCAGCUGCACAGAUCACCCCCAGACACCUCUGUGGCUGUUCACAGAGCAGUACGGAGAGGGUCUCUGUCCCUGUGACCCUGUGACCCGGGCAGCUCAGUGCCCCCUGCUCCACCUCCCCAGGUGACCCUAACAGCAGCAGCCUAUCCAGAAGGGCCGUGUGUGCUAAGGAGAAUUUUUAAAAAAUUAAGAAGCCACAAGCACAACUGCCUGGUUUUUUUGUUUUGUUUUGCUUUUUGUUUUUUGUUUUUUGUUUUUUGUUUUUUUUGGUCACCAUUCCAGGACUUUCCCCAAGUGGGAGCUCUGGUUCCUCUGAGCUGCCCAGUUUUGCACAAACAAUGGCCAAGGAAACCAAGGUGAUGGUUCUGUCGAAAUCAGGACCAAUCCAGCUGGCCCUGGUUUCCCUCUUAGAUUGUCACUGCCACUCUGUUGUUCUGAUGUCCCUUCUUACCUUUCUGAAAAAUUCCUCAAAUAUAUAUGACCACUAAUGGAGGAGGGUUUAGCCAGAGGCCCUGCCCACCCUACCCUGACACUGGGCCUCCCUUGCUAACCUGCUCCAGAGGGAAAUGUCACAUGUCCCUUCUGGCCUUGGGCUCUGUGUAGGUGAAGCCAGUGGAGACAAUUUCUGGAAAGUUCCAGCAGCUCAGCUUCUCUCCUCUGCCGAGAGGACGGGCUCCCAUGUAGCAAAGCGUAUGUCUUGUCCCGUAGCUCCUUAGCUUGACAGCUCACAAACUGUGUUUAUGACUAAUCCUUAAUAACUAUGGUGAAUAACUGUGACCGUGGGUUUUUUUGAAUCUCUUGUCAUUCUCAUCCAAAAGUGACCAGCACACCAGUUCUUGCAAUAAGCUAUCUCCCUCAGAGCAUUAAGCACACUGUAGAGAAUGCAAACACGUAUGCACAUAGAAAUGCACACACAUGCAUACCCAUCCUCACAUGUGGCACUUGGCAUCCCGUGUGAUAGUGUGUAGGCAAUCUACCAGCUCUUCUCGAGGCCACCUGUAAAGGGGUCGUGUGGUUGAGGACUCUGCCUGCUCAGUGGAGACUCUGUGACCAGCUUGCACAGGUGCCUGUCACCAGAGUCCUGGAUGUGGAAUGCAAGGACCCUCCACUGUGUCUUGUGGCCCCAUCGUCCCUCCCCCUGUGUAUGAAGCCCUUUAGGAUAAGGGCAGGAGAUUUCCUUCUUGCUGCUCGUUGUUCUUAGAUGUGAAACUCAGAACGAGUCUUUCUGAGAUAAGUGCAGUAUAUUUCAUGUUUGCAAGCACCUCUGAGAUGUUUGGCAAGAAAUCCCCCGAUUUCCACCCAAACUUACCUUAUAGAGCACAACAUUAAGGGUCGUACAAUUACUGUGAGAACUGUGAAUAUGUGUAACUUUUCUUUUUUAGUUUUUGCCCAGAGGGAAAAAGAUAAUUGUAUUAUCAUAUAUGCUUUUUUUGCAAUAAGGAUUUAUUCUCAGAACACCAAGUAAAUUUAUCUCUAUAUAAAAAGUAUAUGUAAUAUAUGACUAUUCAGACUAUAUACAGAGCCUGUUUUAAAAAAAAUUACAGUAUUAUUUAGUAAAAUUAUCUGUUCUAUGGACCAAAUGUAAAAUAUUUAUACAUGAAGAUGUGUUUUAAAUGUCUAUAAAUGAUAUCACAACUAGAGCA